Messenger RNA from Fibroporia radiculosa, 390 nucleotides. RefSeq lists its product as uncharacterized. The record is from RefSeq and is a predicted model, not a curated record. Lineage: Eukaryota; Fungi; Basidiomycota; Agaricomycetes; Polyporales; Fibroporiaceae. The transcript has 4 exons. Bases 1 to 390 code for a protein of 129 amino acids.
AUGUCCAUCAACAAAUUUACGAGCACUAUUCUCUUCGUCCUGUUCUCUCUUGUUGCCUUCGUCUCUGCACUCCCGGUCCACAUUGCGCGCGACGUGUGGGACCCACCUAUCAUCUCACCGAAUGCUACUACUGUCUGGAUAGUUGGCCAAAAAUACAAUGUGACCUGGAAUACAACAAACCCCCCAUCACAAAUCACGAACACAGUUGGUCGGGUAGUUCUCGCAGCGAAUGGCCUUGAGGACUAUGAAAACCCCCUAGCCGCCAACUUCUCCAUUCUUUUGGGUAGCAUUGAGGUGACCUGUCCGAAUGUCACCGCUGGAAAUGACUAUGCCAUUGUCUUGUUUGGCGACUCAGGGAACUUCAGUCCCAAUUUUACAAUAACUAACUAA